Schistosoma spindalis is the source of this 7782-nucleotide messenger RNA. The record is from the annotation of a GenBank genome assembly. Lineage: Eukaryota; Metazoa; Platyhelminthes; Trematoda; Strigeidida; Schistosomatidae.
AAAUAAAAGUUGUGUAGGUGAAUUUCGCGUCUUUCCGCGCAUGUCAAUACUCCUCAGUAUAUAUUUGGUUUUGCUUGUUUGUGGGUCUUCCGCGAGGUCGUUCUUCAAAUUUCCUGUGUAUCAAUAUAAACGCAAAGCCACAAACGAACAGUUGUUCCAGAAAGUUUUGUCAAACUGUAGUGGUUCUUGCCCAUUAGAACACAGUACCUCUUCACUCGAACAUACUAAAUGUGUUCGUCUUUGUAUGAGCAAAAGCUGCUACAACUCACUUUAUGGCUUUGAUGAGCUAGAAGAAGGUGAAAUUGACGUCAGAUUUUCUUCGUUUAAAGGUUGUGUUCUGCAAAAACUAAAAGAGAAUGGUUUUCGUGUAACAUAAUUCACUUUCUGGAGACAUGGACAACAAACCUACGUUGAUAAGAUCAUCUCUGCCUACUCCUACUAAUUCGACUGUUAACUAUCAUGAAGUAUUCAGUGAGUUGGUUCCAGUGCUAACUCAGUGUUUUGGCGUAAUUCUCUUGGGUUAUAUCGCUGGCCGCCUGAAAAUUCUUUCUGAAUCCCAAGCUAAGGGACUUAACCUCUAUGUCACUAGAUUCGCUUUACCCGCUGUAUUUUUUCGCGCCAUGGUAACAAUUAAUUUUUCUGGUGUCUGUUGGUCUUUCGUUAUGGCUAUAUCUAUCAGUAAAUUGAUUGGUUUUAUAAUGGCAAUUACGUUCACAUACUUAAUUAGUCGACGUUUUCAUCUGGGCAUAGCUGCUAUUGUUGCUAUGUUUGUAUCUCAGACCAAUGAUGUAGCAUUAGCUUAUCCUAUACUCUAUGCUCUUUUCCCUGAUUUGGCUAGUUAUGUUUAUUUAUUUGCGCCAAUCCAACUGAUUGUUCUCAAUCCAUUCGCUUAUUUUCUAUUGGAGCUAGAACGAGUCAGGUUAACUAAUAGUGAGCUUAAACCGUUAAUUCAUAGUGAAGAUAGUGAUAUUGAUAGAAGACAAUUAUUAGAUGGUAAAAGUUCGAAUUCAGUCCCAUCAUGUGGUCGAUGCCAGCAAUUGACACAGGUUAUGUUCAAUGUUCUCAAGAAUCCUUUAAUUUUCAUGACUUUAAUUGGUAUCAUUUUUAAUUUUAUAUUGAAGCACCAUUUACCAGUGUAUAUAGAUGGCUUGCUCAGUGUUAUAGCUGACUCCUUCGGUGCUACUGCUUUAUUUUCACUCGGUUAUAGUAUGGUUGGCAAAAUGUCUACCAUCACUCAAAGAGAAGCUUACAUUUUGACAACAAUCCUAUUGACAAAACUUUUGAUUGUUCCUUUUAUUACACGUGAACUUGUUGCUCAAAUGAUGCCUAUUGCAUUGGCUAAUGAAACAUUACGUUAUUCUACAUUUGGUUUCUUGUAUGGUACUACACCAACAGCCCCACCUGUGUUCUUAUUUGCUGCUGAAUAUCAAGUUAUACCUGUGGCCAUCGGUGUUGGUCUUGUCUUGGGAACAUUCCUAUGUGUGCCAAUUAUGUUUAUUUUUGCUCGUAUUAUUACAUUGUACAACGCAGAACCAAGUGAUUAUGCAAGUAUACUUGGUGCAACUGUUGAAGAUAUUUCUUGGAUUAGUAUUGUGUGCUGUAUUUGGACAUUGGGUUUGCUUUUUGUUAAUCGGAAAGCUAUUCGAGUUCCUAAUCGAUUCACAUUAUGUCAUUUAAUUUGUGUGCUAUUCGCUUGUACUGGAUUAUUACUUGGUCGUUUCGUAAAUUAUUAUUAUUAUGGUAUUGAAGAAAGUCUAAACGGUGGAAAAUUGAGUCAACCAGCACGUUGGUUAAAUUACAUACAUUUUUCAAUACUCUUUUUUGGUUCUACGGGUACACGUUGUUGGACCACAUUAAUCGCAUUAGUUCUUGUUAUGGAACGUGCACGUAGUCUAUGCUUUGUAUUGCGAUAUCAAUUGCACAUUUACUUAGUUGGCUUCUUAACACCUGCAGUUGUCACUGGUCUACUACUAUUAACAUCAUUUGGUCAUAUGGUGAAAGAUAUCGAUCCGAUUUUUCAGUGUGGUACUAAUCAACUGAUUAUAUCAAUCGUAGUUUUGAUAGUUAAUGCAUCUGGUACUUUAGCCUGUUUAAUCAGUUUUAUACGAAUUGGUGCUCCUGUACAAGAUUGUUAUGAGAUUAAAGCAUCAUCAGAUGUAGCAGAAGGGACAUGUCGUUCACAACUUUGUAGAAACUUUAACGAUUCUGACAAAAAUGUUACCAAUCAAACACAACAGUCUCAACAAACUUCUCCGAGUAAUUCAAUCAUUACAGACAGUUAUCAAAUCACUAGAAACAGUGACGAUUCCGUGUUACUCAGUUGUGGAAAUCUACAAACUCCACAGUCAUGUGAUUCUGCGAAAUUCUGUAAUCAAUGUGAUAAAAAACAACGAAGAGAAUGUGCCAAAAUUCUUGCACGGUAUUGUGAAACACAUCAACCUUCCACGAUAUCGUCAACAUCAGCUACACAUCCAAUAACUCAACAAAUUGCUUUAGGACUUGAGUUGGAUAAUGUUCAUGCUCAAGGAAACAGUAAACCUCCACAUCAUAAACAUGUGAUAUUCUUAAUAUUAAUAUUAGUUACAAUGUUUUUAGGUAUUUGUCUGUGUACUUGGAGGCUUGUACAUGAUGCUCCAACAGGUGUUUAUAUAGUUCUCGAAUUUUUGGAUGGUUCUUUUAAUUUCGGUCAAGGUGUAGUUUUAUUUGUAUUAUUUGGUCUGGAUGCAGAUUUGUUUAUUGCGCCGACAAAACGUUUGUAAGUAAAAAACUGAAUUUAAACACCUUACCGCUUUCUACUUACUUACUUACUUUACUUACUGACCUUAAAUCAUGGAUAUAGUACUAGUUGUACUUGUUCUACAUUUCUUCAUAUUUGAAAUCUAUAAUGAAAUGUUGUGGAGAUUGUUGAACACAUAGUUUCACACCACUGAUUGAUUUUAUCUAGAUAGCCACCGAAAACUGGACAAUUGGUGAUGCUCACCCACAACCUUCCAGUUGUCCAGUGCUUUCUGGUGUUCAAUGAUCAUUUGACCAAAGUUGAUCUGUGUACUGACAUUUUGUAUUUAAAAGCGUUGAGACUAAAAUGAUGUGGCUGUUAGUACGACUUAAUAGUCAUAUGAAGUGACAUGUUGUAUUAUUCAGUGGUUGAAACUUUACUUAGUAUAGCGGUUUUUAGGCUAAGAGUAUUAAUUGCGAUCUCAUGAAAUUUGAUUUCGGGAUAUUCGAGAAAAUCUGUCUGGAUCCCAUUUGACCCAUUUAUUUCAACUAUCACCACAUAUUCUGUUCCAUGGAAAUGUACGCGGUUGCAAAUGAAUAUCUAAUUCUAUCAAACUGACUUUUUCAAAAGACAGUUAUAAGGAACUUAUAAACUGCUACAUAUAUGUAUCUGUUCAAAUUACUACACCAUAUCAUUAAAACUAGAUGAAAUCAUCACAACGAAUCCCUGAUGAAUAGAAUUGGUAUCAUUAUCAGUGGUAAUAAAAAAUGGACAAUACGAUCCAAAAAUAAAGAACAAAUUCACAGAAUAAAAACUAUGGGAUAAUUUUAAAACUCAAAAUCGAAGAGAAGAUAGAAAUUGCAUAUAUCUACACCAUUAAGGCCUUUCCUGAGCCAAGUCACCCAACGUUUCCAAUUGGUGGUUACCAUAACCGCACCGACUCCGAUCAAGUAGUCUGCAUCUACUAAUACACCUUAGUUCAGUUAUCAAUGUCUUCAUGGACUGAUGCCAUUUCUCGGCUUGACCCCUUUAACUGUUUUAUUAAUGACAUAUCGAUGAAUCGAUAACAUUUGAGCAAUUAUCCUGAAGCUAGACAUCAUCAGAUUAUUAUUAUUAUUAUUAUUAUUAUUAUUAUUAUUAUUAUUAGUGGCUUUAUUCAAUAUUAUAUUUUUUGGUACAAUAUAGAAUUCUCAGCACAAAGUAUUUCAAUAACUCUCGCUUUCUUAUUUCUUGAUCAAAUCUUGCGAUAAAUAUUGAGUGGUCGCCAGUUAGAUGUUAGCCGUUCAGGGAUCGACAUCUGAUAAAUGUAUAUCCUUUUCGAUGCAUAUUGCCAGUAACCAUGAUGUCUCUGUUUGAGCUCUUUUGUAACUUGUACAGCGAAAUGUUGUAAACUUUUCACAAACGCACCUGAAUAGGUUAUGAGACUAAUAGGCAUAAUGAUGUGUUAAAACAAACAAGAAAACAGAUAAGUUGUUGAAAUAUGCAGAUGGCAGGAACAGGUAGCCCAGAUAUUCAAACAGGCCGCCUGUAAUUGUCAUCUAAUCCUAAUUUGUUGCUCUUGCUCCUACAAUUCCGGAUUGAAUCCACCAUUCUUCAAGUUUUAUAAUGAAGACAAAGUAUUAUUCAGCUGUAUUAACUCAGUAUUCAAUGGUUCAUAUUUUAUUACUUAAGUUAGUUCAUGGUUUAAAACUCUUCAUAUCAACUGUCUAACUUAAUUGACUUCAAAGAUCACCAACUUCCUACUAUUCUUUUUCAACUAAGUAAUUAAGGUAAAAUAAUUUGUAAUUUGUUGGAGUAUUUUUUUUCUGUCUUUAUGGUGAAUAGUUUCUAUGAUUUAAAUUGAAAUACCAAUAUCCAAGUCUUUUUCUAAUCACUUAUUAAUGAUGUCUAAGAUUAAUGAUUUUUAUUUACGAUGUUACAUAAUAUCGGUAUUGGGGUCAUAGCAUGUUAGUCAGACAAAAUGAUGCUGCUAUGUGUUAUUCGAUACAUUUUAUUAAAAUUACAUUCUCUUAGCCAGAUGAUUUAAUCGUGAAGCUUUUACUAUCUCCCAACACAUUGUCGGUAUGAACUAUAGAUAAUUAGUGUGAGUUAAGAAUUUCUCCACAAUGAACUAACAACUUGUUAUAACUCACGAAUCAGAUCAGUUAAAUUCAAGCUGAAUGUAUGAAUAUCCAUUUAGUAAAUAAGUUAUAUUGAUUCAAUAGUAUUAGCAAUAUUUAUUAGGUUCGAUAGAGAAUACUGGUGGGUGGUCUAUGGUCUUUCACGAGGGGUAACAGGCGUAAAUAAGUAAUUCGGUUAUUUUCAAAUUUAUUAAAUAAAAUCACUCUAAUAACAAUCUUUGGUGAACAAAGAGAAAAUCUGAACUAUUUUUUUUUGAUAUUUCCAAGUAUUUUCUUUUUUAAUGGUGAGUUCUAUCAAGUACAUGUUUAUGUUCAUUAUUGCUUCUUUUCCAUUUGUCAUAUAUUUGACUAUUACAUUUAUAUCAGAAGAGGUUUUGUGGAAAUUGUAAUAAUUUCAACAGUUGAGAUCAUGAGUCAACAGACCACCAGGUCUGUUGUGAGAUAUCAGCUCACUGAAGACAAUGGUAACCGUGGCGCAAUUUCGUGGAUUGGUUGAAGUUAGAUAUUAACACCGUUGAAUGCCGGCUCAGUGGUCUAAUGGUUAAGCGCUCGCGCGCGAGACUGAUAGGUUCGAGUCUCGCGAGGGGCGGGGUCGUGGAUGCCUAUUGCUGAGGAGUCUCACAAUAGGGCGAAACGGCCGUUCAGUGCUUCCAGGUUUUCCAUUAUGUUCUAGCUUCAAUUGACCCAUGAUCUCAACUGUUGAAAUUAUUACAUUUAUAAACAAAAAACCACCUUAAUUUAUGAAUAUACACAGCACGAUCAAACGAUGUAUCAUUUUUACAUGGUACGCUACUGAUACUAUCCACAAAAAUUAGACUAAGCAAUCGUUUCAAUUGAUUGUAAAGUUAGUCGAUAAUACAGUUUCGUAAACAGCUAUCAAUUGGCCACAUCAUAUCAUUGAAUUCAUCUAUCGGUCUUUUUUCAUUUUUAAGAGUUGAAAAUUGGUUCAUUAAGUCAUCAAAAUUGUACGCCAUAACGCCUACAUCUAACAUCAACCCUACUCACUUUAUAGUUCCGCAGUAGAGUAACAUAACUUUCUAUGGUGAACCUAUACACAAUUACCUAGUAAUCAUAAGUUACUAAGCUGAAUGCAAAUCAGUCGGAUUCUAUCUAUGCUUCUACUUAUAAAUAAUUGGAUAGAAUCAUCUUACAUGGCUUAACCAAAAUAUUAAAGAAGUACUCCGUCCUAUGUAGAAUUAGCACUUGAAUACUACUCGAUGAAGUGUACGCCAAUUGGAAUUAUAAAACAGUACACGUAAGCAACUUGAAGCCAUGAUCAUCCUAUCAAUCAAUGUUUACUUUUAUUUACUUAUGAUAAUGAAUAACAAUAAUAAUGAUACAUUCAUUCAUUCUUUUUUUAACGUUCCCUCUCAUUCGCUCUCUCCCAUUAUAUUCAUUGCUUGUUGCCAUAUAAAGUUUAUCACGUUGGUUUAGUCAUUUCACCAGUAAACAAUUCAAUGGAAGUUUCAAUGAAUCUUUUCAUCAGCCAAAUGUUGAUAAGAGUAAAAUUGAUAAAAUAGUGAAUCAAUUUGUGAAAUUUCAUUUAAAAUCAUGUUCAACAAAUAUUGGUACUGGGAAAAUAAUUAAUUCAAUUCACUACGAACAAAUAUUUCAUCAGUACACCCUGGAACAAUGGUUAGUUGACGCCGGUAUCACUGAUUCCAAUGAAGAGACAUUAUUUUACAUAGAAUGCCUUGAAUUAGGUAACAUUAUAACGUGUAUCAAUCCUAUGACAAAUGAGUCAUUUAUGGAUAAAGAUACAAUGACUACAAUAUCAAAUACAAAACGCUUGUUAACAUUCACUGCUUAUGCUUGGGGUUUACAUAAUAUAAGUUACUAAAGAAAUUAAUUAUGAUUCAUAGCAGAAACUAUAAUGGUGUUACAUUUUUUCUUGCCUUCAUUAUAUAUCUGUCACAAAUAAAUGAUAGCUUUCAUAGUUAUCAGAUCAUUGACUGUUCUUGACCAUUACUUACUUAUCACAUGUUCAAGCUCACUUGUCUUUCGAUGAUCAUGAGAUGUGUUUUUAUUUGCUUUUCAUAUUCUAAUCCUGAUGGGUUGACGACCAGAAGGAGAGGAAGGAAAAGUAACAUCUUCUUUCAACAUAAUAACUUCAUUGUCUAACAAAACACAGUGAUAGUUGUUUAUUCCAUGAUAAUUUUCCAGCUCUUUUUUCUUUUCAAUAUCAUUCCAAUGUUUGUGUAUUUUCUUCCCUGAUCAUUGACAAACUGAGAUUACCCAUCUAUUUUUGUCAUGUUGGACUUUUGUAUUUUUUUUCGUUUGUUUUGUUUUGAAAUUUGUUGUAGCUGUUGCCGCUUUUCUAGUAUACACUUUUUCUUGGUUGCAUCUUUGUAUGUACGUUUGUUGACUGCUGUCUGUUUAAACUUACAUUGAUUGUUAACUUGUAAUAAGCCACUGAUAAUGUUUGGUUAAUUAAAACAAUAAUUGUUUAGUCUAACUAAGCUAUACAUCUAAUGAAGUAGGAAAUAGGCAUAUAUAUGAUUGAUAUAUUUCAUGGUUAUUGAUGUAAUAUGCUAGUAUGACACAAAUACCUAUUAACAAAAAAUGUCCAUAAUAAUAAUGUAUUCCCCUCUUUAGCACAUAGUUUAUAUGGGACACUGAGGAAAGUUGUACAAUAUUCUGAAUCAUUGUAUCACUUGAUGAUGAUAGGCUGAGAAAUAUCGUGGGAAGUGACUCGACUUAAGUUUUCUGAUGAGUGUCUCAACUCAUACUACUUCCAACAUCAAUUUAUAAAACUUUGAAUUAUUCCCAAAGAUAAACAAGAUGUUCCUCUUAGACCUAUUCUGUCAAUAUUUAAUUCAUCCUACCACAAAGUUGCACGUAGGCUAGCGGAUACGUUAUUACCAGUCCGUCAGCGAUGUUUCAUUUAAAUUUGCCGACAGUAUGAACCAUACAAACAUUGCUGGUAAGUCUAUGGUUUCUUUCGAU